This is a messenger RNA of Mus musculus (house mouse), 481 nucleotides long. It is a transcript of the gene Defb20, whose product is annotated as defensin beta 20. The coding region runs from base 61 to 351 and encodes 96 amino acids. Gene Ontology annotation, cellular component: extracellular region. Gene Ontology annotation, biological process: innate immune response. The transcript is spliced from 2 exons. The record is from RefSeq and is marked validated. NCBI's taxonomy places the organism in Eukaryota, Metazoa, Chordata, Mammalia, Rodentia, Muridae.
GUUCUGGGCAGUGAGUGGCACACCACAGGAUCCCCUGCUGUCUCGGGAGGAUCUGAAGACAUGAAGCUGCUUCAGGUUCUCCUUGUUUUGCUGUUUGUGGCACUUGCAGAUGGUGCACAGCCCAAAAGAUGUUUUAGCAACGUAGAAGGCUACUGUAGGAAGAAAUGCAGAUUAGUGGAGAUAUCUGAGAUGGGAUGCCUGCAUGGGAAAUACUGUUGUGUUAAUGAGCUGGAGAACAAAAAGCACAAGAAGCACUCAGUCGUUGAGGAGACAGUCAAACUCCAAGACAAGUCAAAAGUACAAGACUAUAUGAUCCUGCCCACGGUCACAUACUACACCAUCAGUAUCUGAAUGAACCACUUGUUCACGAAGGCCGUUGUCCCCUGCAGCCCCAUGGAAUCCAGUGGGCUGCUUCUGUCCUGUCUCUUUCCUUCUGUGAACUUGAGUCUGCACACAAUAAAGUUCGACCCUUUUGCCUGUA